This is a messenger RNA of Penicillium diatomitis, 723 nucleotides long. RefSeq names its product clathrin light chain CLC1. Gene Ontology annotation, molecular function: clathrin heavy chain binding; structural molecule activity. The transcript is spliced from 4 exons. Bases 1 to 723 code for a protein of 240 amino acids. Lineage: Eukaryota; Fungi; Ascomycota; Eurotiomycetes; Eurotiales; Aspergillaceae. Gene Ontology annotation, biological process: clathrin coat assembly; intracellular protein transport; clathrin-dependent endocytosis. Gene Ontology annotation, cellular component: clathrin coat of coated pit; plasma membrane; clathrin coat of trans-Golgi network vesicle. The record is from RefSeq and is a predicted model, not a curated record.
AUGGCUGAUCGUUUUCCCUCUUUGGAGGAUUUCUCUGAGGGCCAGACCGAGGUCAUCAAGAGCAACGGCGGGACUGAGGACGAUUUCCUGGCGCGCGAGCGCGCAGCCCUUGGCGAAGAUGCGGAUCAAUUCGCUACUCCCCAGGAUCACGUUGCGACUACAAACGCUGGAGAUGAUGAUCUUCUCGGUGGUGGUGACGACACACCCGCAGAGGAGAUUGGGCAAUUUGAAUCUGCUUUUCCUUCAGUAGAUACUCAGACACAAAAUGAGCGAGUUGCCCCUGGCGGUACAAUCACUGGCUCUGGUUCCCCUUUUCCUCGUACAGGAUACGGCUCAAUGGAGACUGAGGAAGAAGAGCCUGAGCCCAUUCGUCAAUGGCGCGAGAAGCGAGAUGCCGAACUUGCACGACGUGCGCAGAUCUCCGAAGAGAAGAAAGAGGCUACCAUGAAGAAAGCUCAACAAGACAUUGAUGACUUCUACGUUGCAUACAACAACAAGAUCGACAAGCUCAAGGGUCAGACUCGCACCGAAGCUGAAGAGUUCCUGGCCAGCCGUGAAGACACCUCUGCUGGCGGCACUUCAUGGGAGCGCAUUGCCAAAUUGGUUGAUGUGUCGGGCAAGGGAACAACUGGCGGUGCCAGCGGCUCGGGCAAGGAGCGUUUCCGCGAACUGCUUGUCGACCUGCGCAAAGAUCAGGAAGCCCCUGGUGCUAGUGGCAUCUAG